GAACUGAUCAGGAAAAGUACUUGAACUACCUAGCCUCAAAUGAUGUCAGAAAUUGGGUGACUCCAGCUAGCUGUAGUUAAGCGCGAGGCAAUCUUUUUUGAAAGCGAAACCAUCACAGUACGCGGACGUAGUCUAUUAUUAGAGAACUAAGGAAUCCAGUCUUUCUUGGUAACAAAGUCGUGCUUGUCAGUAGAAGUUGUGCAUUCAUCUUCCUGAUGUAAUCCUUUACUGCAAAACUUUUUAUGCAUUGGUAGAAUGUGCUGCACUAAAGUAGGUACACACAGUAAGGGUGACUUCAUGAAAGCUGGAUCCUAGACUUGCACCUUGAAUGUAAAACUGAUGCUACUUCAGGAGUUGCUGCUGGCCUCCUCCUCCCGUGCCUGUAACAGUUUCUGUUACAGUGAAUAUACCUGUUGAGUUUCUGCUAGCUGUCCAGCUCCAUGCCUGUUCAACCUCAUGGCCUUCCAAUACGUAGAGAUUCUAUGAACUCCUUGCGCAUAACCAUUGGCGGCCUUCCUGUCCUUGCUUCUAUGACAAAAACUACAGAUCCUCGAUUUCGUCCUCGAUGGAAGGCUAUUGUUGCUGUGCUUCUUAUUGUAUCAUUGCUGCUGAUGCUAUUUUUCCACCGUCCAUUCAUACCACGGCCUGCCUUCUCUAAUGCCCACAACUGGAGGAUCAACCCUGUGCUGAGAAGCAAAUACAAUGACACAUAUCCCUUGUCCCCACCUCAGAAGACCACAGAGGGAGUCCGCUACCGCAUUGGAGUCAUCUCAGAUUUGGACACAGACUCCAAAAGUCGAAAAGAGCACACAUGGUUCAGUUACAUGAAAAAGGGAUAUUUGACUUUAUCUGACAGCGGGGACCAGGUGUCUGUGAACUGGGAUAAUGAGCAAAUAGUUCUGGAGUCUCAUUUAGCAGAGAAGGGAAGGGGCAUGGAGCUGUCAGAGCUCAUAGUUUUUAAUGGAAAGCUUUAUUCCGUAGAUGAUCGGACAGGUGUUAUUUAUCACAUUGAAGGACAGAAAGCAGUACCAUGGGUAAUCCUUUCUGAUGGAGAUGGAACAGUAGAGAAAGGCUUUAAAGCUGAGUGGCUAGCAGUAAAAGAUGAGCACUUGUACGUGGGGGGCCUGGGUAAAGAAUGGACCACCACGACUGGUGAGAUUGUAAAUGAAAAUCCUGAAUGGGUGAAGGUUAUUGGCUACAGAGGGGAUGUCCGGCAUGAAAAUUGGGUAUCUAACUACAAUUCAUUGAGGUCGGCAGCUGGCAUCAACCCACCAGGUUACCUUAUACAUGAGUCUGCCUGCUGGAGUGAUAUAUUAAAACGCUGGUUCUUCCUCCCUCGUCGAGCAAGUAGUGAGCGUUACAGUGAAAAAGAGGAUGAGCAUAGGGCAACCAAUCUCCUCCUUAAAGCUACACAGGACUUCACAGACAUCUCUGUCAGCAAGAUCGGGGAGGCUAAUCCAACUCAUGGUUUUUCCUCUUUCAAGUUUAUCCCGGACACCGAUGACCAAAUAAUAUUGGCAUUGAAAUCUGAGGAGGACAAUGGGAAAAUAGCAACUUACAUCAUGGCUUUCACUCUAGAUGGACGUUUCCUGCUUAAGGAGACAAAAAUUGGAGAUGUAAAAUAUGAAGGAAUUGAAUUUAUAUAAGAUUUACCUGACUGAAUAUGAAUAAAUGUGUAACAUAGCAACGGGAUUAAAAUGAAAAUUAGAAACCAA
Protopterus annectens (West African lungfish) is the source of this 1715-nucleotide messenger RNA. It is a transcript of the gene CANT1, whose product is annotated as calcium activated nucleotidase 1. The record is from RefSeq and is a predicted model, not a curated record. The transcript has 6 exons. Gene Ontology annotation, biological process: proteoglycan biosynthetic process. The coding region runs from base 441 to 1646 and encodes 401 amino acids. Gene Ontology annotation, molecular function: GDP phosphatase activity; calcium ion binding; UDP phosphatase activity. NCBI's taxonomy places the organism in Eukaryota, Metazoa, Chordata, Ceratodontiformes, Protopteridae.